AUGCCUCCUAAGGUUGCUUUGAUUUUUGGUGCCAGUGGUGUUACUGGUUGGGCAUUUGUCAAUGAAAUACUAAAUGACUAUCCCAAAAAAGGCAGUUGGAGUGGUGUUCAUGCUCUAACUAAUCGUCCCUUGAGUGCUGAGAAAGCAUUCUGGCCAAAAGAUGACCGACUGGUUAUAACUUCCGGGAUCGAUCUCUUGGAAGGAACACAAGAGGACCUGAAUUCAAAGUUGGGCAGUAUUCCAGGCAUCGAGAAGGUCACACAUGUAUUUUAUCUUGCGUAUAAGGCCAACACAGAUAACCCUCAAGAGGUUCGCGAAAAUGUUGAGAUGUUUAAGCGGGCUAUUAUUGCGAGUGACAAGCUCUGCCCUCAGUUAGAAUUUGUGGUCAACCAAACGGGUGCAAAGACAUACGGUUGCCACCUCUUGCGCAACCGCCCAGGCUACCUUGUUCCUCCCUUUCACGAGGAUGGGGUGAAGCUUGGCGAGCCGGAGUCCGCAACCCUGUUCUAUUAUCCCAUGCUGGACUGGUUGACUGAGUACUCCAAAAACAAACCUUGGUCAUGGGCCGAAACACGGCCGGAUAUCAUCAUUGGCUUUGUACCAAAUCAGAAUUGGUACUCGCUUGGUAUGGCUCUGGGAUUCUUCCUAAGCCUCUAUCGGGAGAUUAAUGGAGAGGGAGCUGAGUGCCCGUUCCCAGGAACAGGGGACUCAUGGUUGGCCAAGUCUCAGGAUUCAUCAUCAGAUAUGAUCGCUCGCCAGACUCUCCACAUUGCGCUUUCACCUGAUACUCCCAAGGGGCAUGCUUAUAAUGUUGCUGAUGAGCAGGCGCCUCACUGCUGGCGAGGCAAGUGGCCGGUAUUAUGCUCUCUGUUUGGGCUCAAGGGAGUGAAGUUACCAGACGACAAUCCUAUCGAGGUACGGCGCUAUAUCAAAGAGAAUUAUAAAAGGUGGGAAGAAAUGGAGAAGAAGUAUGGACUGCAAAGCGGACACGCCGAUAACGAAAGGGUCUUUCCUGGCUUCGAGUAUUUUCUCAUCACGCAGUUUGAUACCGAUCGGUGGUAUGACAUGAGUCGGCUGUAUAAAGAGGCGGGCUUUACGGAAGAGAGAUCAGCUAAGCAGGCUUGGGGCCCCGUCUUUGAUAGAAUGAGAGUGGCUAAGUUGAUUCCUGCGGAAUUCAAAUAG
Molecule: messenger RNA, 1182 nt
Organism: Clonostachys rhizophaga
Lineage: Eukaryota; Fungi; Ascomycota; Sordariomycetes; Hypocreales; Bionectriaceae
Source: the annotation of a GenBank genome assembly